Messenger RNA from Penicillium vulpinum, 1242 nucleotides. RefSeq names its product bromodomain-containing protein. NCBI's taxonomy places the organism in Eukaryota, Fungi, Ascomycota, Eurotiomycetes, Eurotiales, Aspergillaceae. The record is from RefSeq and is a predicted model, not a curated record. The transcript has 2 exons. Gene Ontology annotation, cellular component: histone acetyltransferase complex. Bases 1 to 1242 code for a protein of 413 amino acids. Gene Ontology annotation, biological process: chromatin remodeling; positive regulation of transcription by RNA polymerase II. Gene Ontology annotation, molecular function: protein binding; histone H3 acetyltransferase activity.
AUGGACAAAGCAGAGCCACAAUCAUUUCCAGCCGACAGCGUGCUAAAUCUCCUCACCGCAAAGCGCCCAGUUUGCGAAGAGCCAAAUAGUCCCCCCGAUGCCAAAAGAGCCAAAUGCUUUCAUGAUGGGUUGGAUGUUAAAACUCCAGCUAUAGCCCGGAGGGUUCCUUUUCCAGAUAAGCCUGCGGUUUUGGAAGAACGAAAUGGCGAGAUUGAGUUUCGAGUUGUGAACAAUGAUGGCUCCAGAGAUAGUACGAUCAUUCUCACAGGCCUCAAGUGCCUAUUUCAAAGGCAACUUCCCAAAAUGCCUAAGGAUUACAUCGCACGACUAGUUUACGAUCGCACUCAUUUAUCGAUCGCUAUCGUUAAAAUGCCUCUAGAGGUCAUCGGUGGUAUAUCGAUCCGAGAAUUCCGAGACCGCAAGUUCGCCGAGAUUGUGUUUUGUGCGGUCUCGUCUGAUCAGCAGGAGAAAGGAUACGGAGCGCAUCUUAUGGCCCAUUUAAAAGAUUAUGUUAGAGCUACUUCGCCGGUGAUGCAUUUUCUGACUUACGCCGAUAAUCUUGCUAUCGGCUAUUUUCAAAAGCAGGGUUUUACUAAAGAGAUCACUCUAGAAAAGUCUAUCUGGAUGGGGUGUAUUAAGGACUACGAAGGAGGGACACUUAUGCAAUGCUCGAUGCUUGCCCGAAUACGGUAUCUCGAGAUUGGUCGAAUGCUUCUUAAGCAGAAAGAAUCCGUCCUGGCCAAAAUACGUACCUUGAGCAAAAGUCAUAUCAUUCAUCUACCACCCCAACAAUGGGCUAGCGGCGUCGUGAUUCCAAUCGAUCCACUCUCUAUCCCUGCUAUCCGGGCAAUUGGCUGGUCUCAGGAUAUGGACGAGUUAGCGCGAGAGUCAUGCGAGGGAUCUCGUUUUAACGGACCCCAUUUCAACGAACUUCGACGUUUUGUGAAUAAAAUCCAAAACCACCAACAAGCAUGGCCCUUCCGAAAUCCUGUCGACAAAGAUGAGAUCCCUGAUUAUUACAAUGCCAUUCUAUCACCAAUGGAUCUGUCGACGAUAGAAGAAAAGUUGGAGCAUUACACUACUCCGAAAGAGCUUGUCGACGAUCUCAAGUUGAUGUUCAGUAACUGUCGGCAGUAUAAUGAUGCCACAACGGUAUAUGCGAAAUGUGCGGUCAAGCUAGAGAGGUAUAUGUGGAAACUUAUCAAGGAGGUUCCAGAGUGGUCUGGCUUGCUUGAAGAAUAA